AUGGAUUUCAUGAUUUUCCUUAAAUGGUCAUCGGAUUGGAGUACAUAUAAUAAUUAACCUUCAAUUAUUACUCUUAUGAUAAAUUUACCAUUAAAAGGAGCUGAUCCGGGAGAAGUUCCUUUGUGGGGAGAUGGUACUAUUGUUUCUAUUAUUUGUAUUCUUAUUAUGCUUAUUCCAAAACCUUUAUUAAUUUAUUAUGAUUAAAAGAGAAAAUAUAAGAAAGUUAAUAAAAGAGGAAGUAGAAAUCAAAUGCAAUUAUAAUAAUAAUUAAGAGCUUUUUAAUAAAUGAAUCUUUUGAAUGCAAAUAUUGAUUAAGUAAACAAUGAUCAUAAAGACGAACAUUCUGAUGAGGAAAAGGAUAUAGAAAUUUAAGUCCAUUCAAAUCCAUAAAAAGAUAUUUUAUAAGAAAGUGAGCAUAAAGAGGAAGAAAGCUUAGGGGAAUUAUUCAUUCAUUAAAUUAUUGAAACUAUUGAAUUUGCUCUAGGCUCGAUUUCAAAUACAGCUUCUUAUUUAAGAUUAUGGGCCCUUUCGCUUGCUCACGAAUAAUUGGCUGAAGUUUUUUUUGAAAAAGGCAUUAAGUCUAGUAUUGAGAAUGGGGAUAUUGUUGGAUUAUUUUUUGGGUUUUUAAUAUUUGCAAUAGCCACCUUUGGAGUACUUAUGUGUAUGGAUAUUAUGGAAUGCUUUUUACAUACAUUGAGAUUACAUUGGGAUUUAUUUAAUAAAUUUAUAAAAAUAAGUGAUAAUAAUUAUAAUUAACCACCUCCAAAAAAUUUACAAGAUAACAUAAACUAAUUAUUUGAUUAAGAUAAAGAUAAAUUUAUUGGAGAAUUCGUAUGUGAUGAUUAUGUUAUUAUAAGAGGAUAUAUAAAUGGAACAGGAAAAUAAUUAAGGUUAUAUUAUACUAAACUAGAGCCUAAAUAAGGGAAAAAAGCUACAAUAUGUAUAGUUCAUGGUUUCGGAGAACAUUCUGGACGUUUUUUACAUAUCGCAGAUAGAUUUGCUAAAGUAGGUUUUGUUGUUUAAUUAGUUGAUUUGAGAGGAUUCGGGUAUUCUGGUGGUCCAAGAGGUGCUUCUACAAUAGAAGAAUUACAUUAAGAUAUUUGUACUUUAUUAAAAUAAGCAAAUAAAGAUCUACCUUUAUAUUUAUACGGGCAUUCUUUAGGUGGAUAAUUAGUAAUUACUUUAGUUAUGAGAAAUCCUUUAUUGAAUAUAGCAGGUGUAAUAAUUACUAGUGCUCUAAUAGGAUUUCCUAAAGAUAGAAAAAUUAACUUUUUAAAGACUUUUUUAUUAAAAAGUUUAGGCAAAAAACUUGAAGAUAUUGUAGUUAAUUCAAUGAUUCAUCCUACUGCUUUAACUAAAAACGAUGAAUAUAUUAAGAAAUGUUUUGGAGAUAGACUUAUGAUACCUUUUUUAGGUAUGAAUAUGGCGAAAAAUAUACUUGAAGGUAUUGAAUAUGUGAUACCCAAUGCCUUUAAAUUUUAAUUUCCAUGUAUAAUUAUUCAUGGAUAAAAAGAUAUGGUAACUAAUCAUCAUGAUUCGAUUGCUUUUUAUAAUAAAUGUUCUAGGUUUUUUUUUUUGUUUUUUUUAUAUUUUUUUAAUAUAAAUGAAAUAAGUAUUGAUAAAACUUUAAAACUAUUUGAAAAUGGAUAUCAUGAAUUAUAACAUGAUGAUGAAUUUGAAGAAUUAAUAGAGUGUAUAAUUUGUUGGAUUAAUUAAAGAUAUACAAAUGCGAAAAAUUUUGGUUUAAUAGGAUAAAUAAAAUGUGGACUCAAAAGAUAUAAUAAAAAAUCUAGAAAAUAUAAAUUUGCACUGUUUUUUUUGAUUUUAAUUUAUAUUUACUAUCUCUAUAAAUUUAGAUAACAUUCUUUAUUUGGAAAAUAAUAGAAAAAAAUUCUUCUUUCGCCUUUUCUUAAUUUAUA
Molecule: messenger RNA, 1919 nt
Organism: Ichthyophthirius multifiliis
Lineage: Eukaryota; Ciliophora; Oligohymenophorea; Hymenostomatida
Exons: 7
Biological process (GO): vacuolar acidification; proton transmembrane transport
Cellular component (GO): proton-transporting V-type ATPase, V0 domain; vacuolar proton-transporting V-type ATPase complex
Molecular function (GO): ATPase binding; proton-transporting ATPase activity, rotational mechanism
Source: RefSeq, a predicted model, not a curated record